Molecule: messenger RNA, 521 nt
Organism: Dichomitus squalens LYAD-421 SS1
Lineage: Eukaryota; Fungi; Basidiomycota; Agaricomycetes; Polyporales; Polyporaceae
Exons: 1
Source: RefSeq, a predicted model, not a curated record
GAACGGGUAUGUACAGACGAGAGCAGAGGGUGAAGCGUCCAAGAAAACCGCUCCAAGGAGGCUCGAAAAGACUCGUACAGACCACAUGUAUGAUUUAACAACACCCUCAAACAAUGGGAUGUCCUACUUAUGCGACACAAACGGACCGCGGGUGAGCGACGCGCUCGAAAAUGCAGACCGCUCAGACGUGGAACAAAGGGCCCGGCACCGCAGACACGGCACUUGUGGCACGAUGCUGUGACUUUGGAACACGGACGGUCGCAGACCUCGAGACCGUGAUGAGCAUAGGAAUAGCAUGCCCAGAUGGACGCUCAAGACAAGGCCAGACACACCCAAAUGUCGCAGCUUGUGUGAGGAGACGGUCGCAACUGAUCGAACAGACGGCGUGCUUGCGUUGGGCAGCUGGGGAGACAAGGGUCGUCUUCAGGUUCGACGACAUGGCUCCAAGAAGGCGAACGGAACAAAGCGGGGCGAUGCAACGGGCGGUAGCGCGCCAGUAGGGAGGAUGAUACGGAGAUGAC